This is a messenger RNA of Pocillopora verrucosa, 6949 nucleotides long. RefSeq lists its product as uncharacterized. Gene Ontology annotation, molecular function: protein binding. NCBI's taxonomy places the organism in Eukaryota, Metazoa, Cnidaria, Anthozoa, Scleractinia, Pocilloporidae. The record is from RefSeq and is a predicted model, not a curated record.
AUGUGGAGCCUCAUGUCAGUAUCAUGUCAAUAGUGAAGCCAAAGAUGGCGUCGCAGGAACCGACCCCUCAAGCACCUUCGGCGACUUUGGGAGAGAUUUCGCCUCAUUUUGACGAACUAUUGCGAGAUGUUACCGAUGCACUAACUGCUGAAGAACUCAAAGAUGUUGUUGCAUCCAUAAAGAACACCCUAGAAGUAAAUUCUCAGGCUAAAACAGACCAAGAUUUGUAUUCCCAUCUCCGACUGUUUGCAACUCAAAAAAUUUUGUCUGAGGAAAAUUUAACCUUGCUGGAGAGAUUUGUUGCUUGUAAAUCAUCAAAGAAGGAGGGUAUCACAAAGAGAAUCGAAAAAUUCAAGAAAAACCAUCUCCAGAGCGGUGAGCCAAAGGUAUCAGGACAAGCAAUAAAAGGUAGAGACCUCGAUUUGAAUUUAAUCAUGGCCAAACUGACCGGAGCGAAGGAAAUCGUCAAUUUAUAUGGCUCCGGUGGUGUGGGAAAGACAACCCUGGGAAAAGAAAUUUCUCUGCGGUGGCCAGGACAGUCCAUCUUUGUUGACAUGAGGGAGGUUGCGGAGAUGAAAGACGUUUACUUUCAAAUUAUGAUGGCACUGGACACGAAAAGGACAGUUUUAACUUACGACGAAAAUCCAGUCAUCAACCAACUUCGAAAACUGAGGAAGGAAAGUCCAGGCGAUGUUUUGUUACUCCUGGACAAUGUGGAUAAUUUUUCUGGUGGAAAUGGCGAUCUUUUGAAGACCCUGAACGAUAAGAUGGUUAAACUGCUACAAACGCUUAUCAAAGACAAAGAUAGGAACGCGAAGGACGAUGAGGGAAUCGCUAGAUUGAAAGUAGCUUUGAUAUCCAGGACACGUUUCCAAGGGCUUACCCCCUGCGAAAGCGACUACUAUGAAGUGAAAGCUUUAGAGAAAGGGUUCUCGCAAGAGUUGAUUCUUCAAAAGGCAGGAGAAUUAUCUGUCUUACAGAUGGGAAAAAUUGAGAAAAUUGUGGACAUGUGUAAAGGGUACCCACUUCUUCUAAAUGGCAUGGCGGCCACUCUUCGGCAAAAGAUAGCAGCUGGUGAGAAGUUUCUUAGAAUGGUUGAAGACGAACUGACGACAUCGGAGACUGACGAAGGUGAAACUUUCCUCUCACCAGUACAGAAUCAGCAGGAAAGAGAAGCGUGGCAAAGUCUCAGUAAGGAGAUUGGUGAAGAAAAGCUCUCUUGUCUAAGAAAGAUGUUCUUUUUCCUUCCAACCAUCAACCUUAGAUCAUCUGCCGUGGCAUUAUCGCUGUUUUGCUAUCCAUUCUCUGAGGAAGCCGCUGCUUCUGUCCUUGGUGUAGAGUCUUCUGAAGCAGUCAUUGUACUAGAAGGUUUGAGAAGUAGCGCGGUGUUAUCAGUGGAUCCUGAUGCAAAGGAGCUCCUUUAUGAUAUUCAUCCCUUGAUGCGUAGCUUCCUGAGAAGUAUAGGAAAUACCGGUAGUCCAGUAUUCAGAAAGGCCUACGACGCAGCCAAAGAUAGGUUUCGCGAGCUUUACUUUUCAAAAAUGAUAUCUAUCGCGGCAUUGCUGGAUAAAGACUACGUAAGUGCAUUUGAGUAUUUUGACCAUAACAAGCUUAACUUUGAGUUGGCUUUAGACCUCCCCUUCAAAGCGGAAAAUUUUCAUCGUUUGAAAGAACAUCAUGAAAGGGCCAUUAUCUACCACCUUUUUGAAGCAAUGCUUGACAACAAACAGAGAGAGAAGAUUUUCAAAUCGUGGACAGAAGCAACGGAAGAGGACGGAAGAGAAGGUUCCAUCUUUCGCAUGGAAGUGAGAUCCCACGAGGCAAUGCAAGCUCUUGAAAUCUAUGGAUGGAAGAGGGCAACUGAAAUCUUGAAACUCGCAGAGGAGUCCUCUCUGAAAGUAGAUAAGGAGAUAAAGAACCAAGAUCCUUACAAAUUUGCUUUUGCUACUUACCUGUACGUCAAAGGCGAGAUUUCUUACAAAAAAGGAAGUGUACCGGAAGCGCUCAGAAGUUUGCGUUUUUCACUUGAUUUGAUGGAAGACCUCGUCGGAAACCACACAAGUACCACGAAAUGUUUAAAUGCGAUUGGAAACUGCUACAAUGAGCUUCGAAACUUUCACGAUGCGAUGAAAUUUUACACAAGGGCUUAUGAAAUGAGAAAAGCUCUUUCAGCUUCAAAUAACCAUCUGGAUUUGCCAUUUUUUAUCGGCCAGAGAGGUACGGUUUACGAAAUGCAAAAAGAAUAUGACAAGGCCAUCACGUGUUACGAAGAAGCUCUGAAACUUUCCAAGCAACUAAAACGCUCGGGAAUCUUGCGCUUGGCACUUUAUCACAGAAACAUCGCCAACGCUUACGCAUGGAAAAAUGAAUUUGAGAAAGCUUACAAGUCAGCAAUGGAUGCAUUAGAGAUAAGACGAGACAUAUUAGGUGACCAUCCCGACACGGCGAGGAGUGCAUUUCAGGUUGGACAGAUCUGCAGAAAUUUAGACCAAUCAGGCGAAGCUGAAGAAUUCUUAGAAGAGGCAUGGAGAAUUGAGAAAUCCUUGGAGAUGGGAAACCACAGUGCAGUGAGAGAUCGCAUUAUACAGAGCUACGAGAAAGUCCUUAAGAGCGGCAGGCGAAACGAGUUCCAGAAAGAGGCCUUGGAAUUUUAUGAAAGGCUGUGGCAAGAAGACAAAGAAUUUUCCUACGCUAAGAAGAGUAUCAUCGAUCAGAUCAUCGAGCGGCUCAAUAGGUCUGAAGACCGAAAAAUGAUAAGCAAAUACAGGAAGGAGGCUCUGGAGUUUUAUGUAAUGGCUUGGAAUUCGCCAGAUCUGCAGCAACUCCCACGAAACCAGCGUGAAGAAAUCUUGCAAAUUAUUUUGUACUUAAGUAAAGUACUUCGUGAGAAGGAACUGCACAAGAAAUUCCAAGGCGAGAAAUUUGAAUUCUUUGAAAAGCAAUGGGAAGAGAGAACUGUCAUGUCUGCUCAGGACCAAAAAGACAUUCUUUGUACUCUUCAAGGCUUAGCCACACAACUGGGUGAUGAAGGAAAGAGUGAGAAAUACCAGAAACUAUACGAGGAAUGCGAGAAAGGGAAAAAUUCUCAACCGUCUAUGCAGUUGAAGAUUGUUCCAGGAUCGGAGUUGAAGCCGAGUAGCAUCUCAUAUGGUGUUGACCACCCUGCAGCAAUUCCUGAAAAGUCUGCUAGAGAAGAAGAGCAUUCAAUUCGGGGAGAAAACACAAGUAUUGUGUUCCAGAAAAAGAGAGAGAAAACGUACACUGAAAGCAAGCACACGGCUGUAAGCACUGUGGAAGAAUCAUCCGCUGACCGCCAGUUACCUGCAAAACAGAAAGAGGAAGAAACAGCUGUGCACACCGAGAGUGAUUUACUCAAGGAAAAAGACCUCUCCACGUCACAGGGUGAUUUUCCAAACAACCCUAAGGAUAUUCAAGGAAGGGAAAAUAGUAACAGAGGAUCUGGGAUCAUCACCAGCAAAGGUGGCAAAGUCACAGCAAAUGAUGUACAGCUCUUAUGCCCAUCCGGAGCUGUUGACAAUCCAGUGUCAGUAAAGAUAACUUUGGAGGACCCUGAAAGGUACUAUGGCUUAGUGGUGCAAAGAGGGCUUGAAAAUGACAUCAUAUUUGGCGCACCAAUAAUCAAUCUCUUGCCGAACGGCCAUUUGUUUAAGAAGCCAAUAACAUUAACAUCCAGGGUUAAGAUCAGUCAAAGAGGUUCUAAUUUUCAUGAUGUCCUGGUGUUACAUGGGACCGAGGCCAAGGAUGGAACGAUUUCCUGGCGGGACAUCACCCAAAACUCCACUAUAAAUGUGCCAGAAGAUGCAGUGGUCACUAACCUCGACCGAUUCUCCAAAAUUGCUUAUCUGCUGACAUUGACUCGGAUGAGUGCCAAAGAGAUUGUGUCACGACUCAAUCUGAUGCCAUUUAAGUACUCAGUAUCAGCUUUCUUCAGAAAGACUCCCACAGAGCUUGCUUUGGCAUUCAUGAGUGAAGACAUCUUCCACGAACCAUGCUACAAAGAACACGAAUCCUCUGCCUUCGUGCAACUGAAAAAUGACGGAUACCAACUGCUGAGCGCGCGUUCCAGUGGCGAGCAUUCCGAGAAGAGUAUAUAUAACUGUGAACAACUUCAAAUCUCUGUUGAUCUCGCGGAAGACUACCAGGUGCUUGGCAAGCAGACGGCAUGUGUUACUGUAGAAACUCCUGUCUGGUGGAGUACUGGAGAAAAAAUCAAAUUCCCACUGCGGGCAAUCAAUGAUCACGGGAUAUUAUCCGGAACAAUAAAAGUACAAGGUCAAUAUGGGCACUUCAAGGAGUGCCAGUUCACCGAAGAAGAUCUACUUGGCUAUGUCAAACGGUUGUUGGGGGUCGAGGAAGAAAUUUUCAACCUUAUUCCCGUUCUAGCCCAAAAGCUUCAGAUUCCCGACGCCCAUGUUGUUUCUAAGGACGUCGUCCAGCAUUGGGAAGAUGAGGACGUCCAAUUAGAGAUACUCUUACAACCCUGGAUUGGGACUGAGUCAGCUAAUGCUAUGGCUAAUUUGAAAACACUUCUAUCGGAUGUAAAGGAGGAAGACUAUAAAGUGACAAAAAGAGGCCAAAUGCACAUUAGAAACUUGAGAGAGCUUGCAGCGAAGAUCGCGGAAUUACAAGUCCACGAUGCUAGUUUGAUGAAGUUUUUCAUCGGAAAAAUUCAAACUCUUUGCAAAGCAAUGGUGAGAGAUUGUUGCAUUCAAGUAGAGAAUUCAAGUGAAGACAUCGAUAGAGCAUCGUCAUCCGAUAACUGUGCAAAGCACCUUGAACUUCGACAAAAGAUUACCAAAAGAACAGCUAUAAAGUACCAACGAUUGAUCUCAUUGAAUGAUGAAUCAGUCGUGAAAAUGUUUACUGAGAUUGUUCCUGAUCUCAUUCAAGACGUGAAAGCCAUAUUUUGCGUGAAUAUAAUUCCUCCUGCACUAAAUGGUCUCAGAGGAAUAGACGAGAAAACUCUGGAGCCAAUGGCGUCCAACGUUCGAGAAUCUCAAGAAAAUAACAAAAUCAGAAAGCUUGUUUGUCAUGUCUGCAAGAUUGUGGAAAAGCUUUGCGAGAUAAACUGUAACAGCAACAACCCACCUGAACGGAUUCGAAAGUUGGGCCAAAGUCUAGCGAUUCUACCCAUGCUGGACUUAUUACAGUCAUUUUUCUUAGAAUGUGCAGAGGAAAUUCGGUUGCACAAACGGUUGGAAUUGCUCUCGGUUUGCAUAAGAGAUAUAAUGUCCGAUGAAAUAGAAGUCGACGAGGCGAUUAUGCGUGAUUUUUUUGACCUCUCGGCUAGUCUAAUACAAUUUGCGAGAUUUGAUCCAGCCAGAAUGGUGACAUUCGAGCUGAGUGACUCGAACGAUUCAUCUGUACAGUGCCGAAGGGGAAGCCUAACGUACAUAAAGGAAAGUGACACGUACUAUCAGGAAUUCUUCGUUGAAAAAGAAACGGGGCAAGAUCUGCUGCUCAAUGCAGUCGCAACCAUCAAUGUUGAAGGAAGAGUUCUCAAAAUAGGUACCGGUGCAUUCAAGUCAAUUAUCAUACUUCCGGCAUCUGUGGAGGAAACGUUCGACCAAUGCUGUACUUCAUUUAGUUCUAUAGCUACUGUUCGCGUGAGGAAGCUGAAGGAUCAGAACUCCUCCAACAUUAGAGUGGUUCUUUCUUCUACAGUGGAGAAGAUCCUAUCAGGGUUGCUCGCUGCGCUCAAACAAGAACUAAAGGAUGAAGUGGAUUGGAAAGGGUCAGAGGUUGUCCCUUGCAAACUCACGAUGAGCACCCCUGCUACAGAACCUCCAAAAACGAGUGUUUACCUUCGCUUGGUUUACAAAUGGAAAUCCGCGGCACUUUGUCUUGAAAGUCAAGACUUUUACAUUGAUGCUCCCUUGAAUACCGACAGCACUUGUGGAAUGGGUGUUUUGAUAGAUGGACAAGCGGCUCUUGCAUCAUUUACUGAACAUAAUCUCGUGCAGUUUUCAGCUGAACAGCGGUCGCAGAUACAAGUUCCUUUGCAAAUUAAAAUAGAGCAUCAUCAACACGUUCAUCAAGUACAAAACAUCCAAGACGUAAACAUAAACACUGAAUGCUGCGCAGUCGGAGACCAGGCUUCCUUUUCCAUUCAGAAACCAUCAACUAGCCCAAGUGCACUUCCACCAGGUCCGAGUACAGCUACACAGAGAAGCAUAACUGACAGCUCGCAGCACAUAGGCACAAACUCUUCUGGAGAAUAAAAAAUACCCGCUGUAGGAAAGAACUCAUAGUCUGGAAUUCAAUUCUCACGUUGUUAUGAUUAAUAACACUUCAAUCUUUAUUUCUCUGCAUUUUGAAACUAAACGGAUUUUAAGGUAGCGUCUUUAAUGUUCGGACAUUAUUCUUUAUUGUUAGAAUAUUACCAAACUGUAAUCAUAAGUGAUUGUUUUUGUUUUGUUCUUUUGUUUAUUUUUGAGUGGAGAGAAUUUAAAAAUAACAUCUAAUUCCUCUCUCCUCUUCUUGCCGAAUGCAACAGAACUAUUCACGCAUAACUUUUUAACAGCAUCUCAGAGAAGGCCCUUAACCUUUUACCUCCCAUGAGUGACCAAGAGAGAAUUUCUCCUUACAAUAUCAAUACAAUAUCGAGCAUAGAAGUGACGAGAAUAAAGAAAGAUAUCAAUUCGGGGAUUAUUAGUUGAUCCAAUACCAAAUUCUCCAAGUUGACAUCAUAAUAAUUGUAUGACAGACAUUAAGGAGAAUUACUAAUGAGAUCUUGGGAGUUAAAGGGUUAAGGCCUGUGUAGGUUUUCCACGUAAGAACAAUUGCGAAAUAGUGAGGACUCCUCUUAGACUUUCUUACACACGUCUAAGAAAGCUUCUGUUAAGCAAAGAGAAAAUUGUAAUAAUUUAAAUGAUAAUACAAAUCUCAUGCAAGUGAUGAUCUCUGGAAAAUCUUCCCUGACUUUUGA